This is a messenger RNA of Triticum aestivum (bread wheat), 774 nucleotides long. Its product is annotated as 2-isopropylmalate synthase A-like. The transcript has 9 exons. The record is from RefSeq and is a predicted model, not a curated record. Gene Ontology annotation, molecular function: 2-isopropylmalate synthase activity. Lineage: Eukaryota; Viridiplantae; Streptophyta; Magnoliopsida; Poales; Poaceae. Gene Ontology annotation, biological process: L-leucine biosynthetic process. Gene Ontology annotation, cellular component: chloroplast. The coding region runs from base 1 to 774 and encodes 257 amino acids.
AUGUCGUCGAGGGUCACGGUGGAACCCAUCCACGAUCCUGACGGCAGCGCCAUCGACUCGAGCGUGGGGAAAGAGGGAGGAGCAGAGGAAGAAGAUGGCGAGAAAGCUCUGCUCAAGAUUGCGGGCGUCGCGGCUAGCAGUGAUUAUGGACAGGGGGCGUCGGGGAGAAGCGGCCUUCGAAAUGGUAUCAGUGAAAGUGCUGGAAAUGCUUCGUUGAAGGAGGUUGUGAUGGCACUUAAAUGUCGCCCAGAACUCUUAGAUGGCAUGUAUACUGGAAUUAAUACCAACCAUAUUACUAUGACAAGCAAAAUGGUACAAGAGUAUACUAGACUUCACGUACAACCUCAUAAAUCUAUUGUUGGUGCGAAUGCCUUUUCUCAUGAAAGUGGAAUUCAUCAGGAUGGGAUGCUUAAACACAAAGGAACUUAUGAAAUAAUAUCCCCUGACGAUAUUGGUUUAACACGUGCCAACAACUCCGGUAUUGUUCUUGGGAAGCUGAGUGGAAGGCAUGCUGUUAGAUCUGUACUAGUGGAGCUUGGGUAUAAGAUCAGUGACAACGAAUUUAAGGAUUUUCUUAAACGCUACAAAGAGGUUGCGGAGAAGAAAAAGGUGCGUAUGACUGACGAAGACAUCGAAGCAUUACUAUCUGAUGAGAUAUUUAAGCCCAAGCUCAAUCCGAGUGUUGGAUCGAACAAUAUGCCAGGAGGUGCAUCUGGCCACAUUCUUGGAAGUCAGGAGACGGCUCAUGGCACUUCGACCUCUCAACAACAGUAA